AUGGUUCGACAUGGUACUUUUACUUCUGAUGGUGGAUCCAUCAAUUGGGAGGCGUUUCGCCGCUCCGCAUUUCUGUUUUGGCUAUGUUGUUUCCCACUAAUCUCUGUGCCUGGAAAUCGUCGAAUGGAAAUCUUUCCGAUGGGGAACUUCGACUGCCAAGUGGCAAUGUCUUCUAAAAUUGCGGUCAAGAGCAAGUCCACCGCCUCAAACAUACUUUGUACACAGCAGUGCCUUCUCAAGAGUCAUCUCCCCACAUGCUCCGCAGAGGACUGA
Messenger RNA from Aspergillus niger, 273 nucleotides. RefSeq lists its product as hypothetical. The record is from RefSeq and is a predicted model, not a curated record. NCBI's taxonomy places the organism in Eukaryota, Fungi, Ascomycota, Eurotiomycetes, Eurotiales, Aspergillaceae. Bases 1 to 273 code for a protein of 90 amino acids. The transcript has a single exon.